This is a messenger RNA of Oryzias melastigma (Indian medaka), 3381 nucleotides long. RefSeq lists its product as uncharacterized. The coding region runs from base 403 to 1671 and encodes 422 amino acids. The record is from RefSeq and is a predicted model, not a curated record. Lineage: Eukaryota; Metazoa; Chordata; Actinopteri; Beloniformes; Adrianichthyidae. The transcript is spliced from 8 exons.
CUUUAUUAUUUAUAAAGAUGACUUUUUGUUUGCGUGAGAAUCUUCCCCGCGGAGUGAUAUGUGAUGCGGUCCGAGCAUUUCUGGGCGUGGUUUGACUCUCCUGUGAACGGAACGUUCUUUAGUAGGAAACAAGAAAUGUUUCUAAAUAUUAUUUAACACGGGCAUAUUCUCACGGUAAACUUAAAGCUUUCGCCGAUUUAUUUUCUUCACAGCAACUUGAUUCUGAAGUUUGCAGAACUGAAGAAGCUGAUUGAACGAGCAGCGAUCUAAUGUCGUCCAGUCGUGUUGAAGAACAUCCUGGUAGCACGAGUCAGAGGACCAAGAAUCAUCUAAAAACCAUUUUAAACGUUGUUUUUUGGGAGUGACGUGACCGAUUCGCGUGUCUGUUUCUGUCCACGGAUCAUGUUUCUGACUUUAUUCACUGUUUUUUAUGUUCUCUUUGGUUCUUCCUGUGGAUUACGGGAAAAGGAAAUGUGCAUAGGGGGCAGUGUAGAAAUAGAUAUGUAUACAUAUAUUUCUUAUGCAGGACCACUGUAUUUCUAUCCAAGAGAAGGAGGAGUAAUGAAAACACUGAUGAAUAAUCGACAACCUAUGGAUGAACGGCUCAUAAUUAACACUAAAUCAGUCAAAUUGACAAAGUUGACGGAAAAAGACAAUGGAAAAUUUGCCAUUGUAAAAAUUGAUGGAGUAGUUUCCGACAUACUCUCACUGACUGUUAAUGAUUGUCCUGAAAAAAUACUGUUGUUUACCGGGCAGGAGUUGGUGCGCAAUGUUCCUAGCAAUGCUUAUUACCUGCAUGUCACCUACUCUCAAAGCCCAGACCAUUCUCAGCUUCUGUGGGAUCAUAGAAACGGCGAUUAUGGAAGGCGGGGGAGAGUGAGCGGAAACGUCUUAAGGAUUUCUGAAGUCACCCAUAAAGACAAUGGCGAAUACAACUUUAGGGACGAAAAGACAUCGAUGGUGUUACAGAUACAACUCGAUGUUAGAGAAUCUCAUCCUAUAAUAACAUAUAUAAUUGUGGCUGUCGUGGCUGUCCUUUUGGUUCCCAUCUGCUACUGUUGCUGUUGUAAAAAGUGCUGCUGUAAGAAUAAAAAGCCUCCUUCUGAGGUCGCUCAGACUGCAGCAGAACCUAAAGUGUUUUAUCAUGACUCAACUCAGCUUGAAGGUUCAGGAUUUUCUGCUGCACCUUCUCCUGCAGCCUUCCCUCCUCCAACAGGAAGUGCAGCUUUCCCUCCUCCAGCAGGAAGUGCAGCUUUCCCUCCUCCAGCAGGAAGUGCAGCUUUCCCUCCUCCAGCAGGAAGUGCAGCUUUCCCUCCUUCAGCAGGGAAUGUACAUUUCCCUCCUCCAGCAGGAAGUGCAGCCUUCCGUCCUCCAGCAGGAAUCCCAGCCUUCCCUCCUCCAGAGGGGAAUGCUGGGAUUCCUUAUGAUGCUGCAGCUUCUUCCACUGGACCUGUGCCAUACCAACCAACAUAUGAGAUUAAGAAUAUCUUCCAACCUAAGGUCGCACCUGGAGCUUCAGAGAAAUCUGCAUCUUUUAAUUACAACCCUCUGUCUUCAGACUAUCAGCCAAUGUUUGAGGUGAAAGGAAAAAGCUACAACUUUGAUCUUCCUCUUAGUACAGAAAACUCUUCUGCAGAGGUUUAUAAAUCAGAUAAAAUGAACUUUCUGUAAAAAGGAGUCAUAGAGUUGUGAAGGGUGAGUUUGACUAUAGACUGCUGAGGUUGCUCUUAAAGCAGACAAUACAAAUGGUUACAUUUGCACUGUGACAAAACAAACAACGAUAUGUAAAGUUGCAGUAAAAAGAUUAUCAUCAGUGCACUUAUAUAUAUAUAUAUAUAUAUAUAUAUGCAGUAUCUCACAAAAGUGAGUACACUCCUUUCAUUUCUGCAGAUAUUUAUAUCUUGAAAACACUGCCGAAAUGAAUUUUUUACACAAUUAAAAGUAGUCCUUGUCCAUCCUGUACAGCAGUGUAAAAGUUAAUUUUUCUUCAAAAUAAAUCAUAAUAGAGGCAUAAUAGCCAAACCCCUGACAACAAAAGCGAGGGAUGUACUGACUUUUGUGAGAUACUGUAAAUAUGAGUUAUACCAGUAAAAAAAAUGUUACCACUAUAGUGUCAGUGUUGCUGCAAAUGCAAUCUACGACAAUUAGCUUUUGAUGGGGAAAAAUAUAGGUUAUGUUUGAAUUUUCACCCUAAUCAAUUACGACUAAAAAACUAUAUAGUGCGGAACUAUAUAGUUCCCUAAAUUUGAAUCCUUUAACAUCGGAGCUCCAGUGUUCAUGUUGUUUGAUUUACUCUAAUUUUUCAAGAUCAACAUAAUUUGAGCAAAUUCUUCAAUGGUUGAAAAGUUGCAGUAUGUAAAGAUUUUGCUUUUUAGCGUCAGCAGCGACUUCUCAGGUGUUAAAGAGUUAAAAGCAAUUUGCGCACAGUGCUCACUACUUUACUUUCGUUUUGCUAAACUCAGGAUAUGACAUCACCGAUCAAAUCAAUAUAAACAUAUGAUGCCUUUUUGUGACUCCGCUGUGUUCUGAUAAUGAAAAUAUGGAUGGUUUGUUAAAAUGUUUUUAUUUAAACAUGCUUUUUUCACAAAAGUUGUUCUGCAAAGGAUUGUGGUCUGUAUUCGCUAAUGUUGUAUCAAUGCACGCUAGUUUUUCACAAAGAUUUCUGGGAAAUUUCUAGUGCACUCGAUUUUGGAAAUUCGGGCUGUACUAGAAAAUGAUGAACGCACUAUAUAGUGCACUAUAUAGUGAGUAGGGGAGGAAUUCAGACAUGUCCUUAAUGUUUCUGCUGCUAUUUAGCGUGCUCAAAGUAAACUUUCUUGUCUGUAAAUGUUUUUUUUUCUGUUAAAGAAGCCAAAGUGUAACCAAACACCAAACUUUAAUCACUUCUUUGCACUGACUGACCUAAGACUGUUACAAACAUCAUCUCAUGUUAAGAUGCAACUGUUUCUUUGUAUAUCAUGACUGUCAAUAUAUAUGCAGACCAAUGCAUCCUCGAAUCUGUUCCACCUCAACAAAGUUCAUCUAUAUUCACAGGCACAUUUUUCUAUCUUUAAGUGCAUUCAUACAUUUAUGACAGUGAACUUCUUUGAACCUUUCAGCUACAAUUUCAAUUGCUUAAUUCCACGUAAUUUAUAAGACAUCUCUUCACACAAUCAAGAGUCAAUGGACUUCAAUUUACUGGAACUAUGAAAGUGUUUUAUUUUUAUUUGUAUUUCCUGUCUUGUUUCGGAUUUCUCAUCAUCUGCAGGGGCUCUCUUUUUAAUGUUCUGAUCUGAUUGGCUGCGGGAAAGUUUGUCUAUAUAAGGAAGUCUUGAAAAUGGUCUCAACAGGCCUUUCCUGGUUCUUAUGUGAGCAAAUAAAUGAAUUUGCUAAGCUACAGAA